UGCCGUGAUCGACUACCAUGAAUUCUCCGACAGAUGAUAAGAUGGUGUGCACCACGCCGACGGACCGAUCCGUCGUGGCAUCCGAGGACAAGCUGGAAUGGGAUAUUGAUGAGGAGCGAAGGGCCAAGAGGAAAAUCGACAUGACGGUGCUCCCUCUCCUCGUCUUGGGUCUACUCAUGUUCCAGCUCGACCGCAUGAACCUAGCCUCAGCACUUACAGCCGGCUUCGCGAAAGACAUCGACGUCAGUCAAGACACAAUCAAUCUGGGAAACCAGCUCAUGUUCAUGGGCACCGUCGUCUUGGAGAUUCCAUGUAAUCUACUCUUACAAAGGUUUGGCCCCCGCAAAUGGAUAUCCUUACAAGUCCUCCUCUUCGGCACCGUCGCCACGCUCCAAGUCCUCGUCAAGAACCGCGCAGGCUUCCUCGCGAUCCGUCUCAUGCUCGGCCUCGCCGAGGCCGGAUACAUACCCGGAUCAAUGUACACCCUGUCAAACUGGUACUCCAAACACGAGCUGGCCAAGCGCAUCGCCGUCUUCAUGUUUGGGCAGUUUGGCGGCAACGCCCUGAGUCCGCUCCUUGCUUCUGGGAUACUAAAGUUGGCGGGGAAAGGCGGAUUGACAGGCUGGCAGUGGCUUUUCUUAAUUGAGGGCCUGGCGACUCUAGUUGUUGCCAUGAUGCUCAUCUUCCUCCUGCCUGGAUCACCCGACACGCCGAAACCCCUGGGAAGUCCAGGCCUCAUUCGAUUUUCGACGAGACAACAAGAAAUUCUACGACAGAGAAUGCAAAUUGAGGAGCCUGGGAAAAGUGAUGGAGUACACGGUAUCGAGAUUCCCUGGGCACUCGUCUGGAAGACAGUCAAGCACUACAAGAGAUGGCCGCACUACGUUUCCACCUUUUGCGUCUUUUCGACGUGGUCGCCGCUGACGACGUAUACCCCUUCCAUCAUCAUGGCCCUCGGUUUCGACCGCAUCAGCGCAAACGCCCUAGCCGCGGUUGGCGCGUCUCUCGCCAUGGCUGUGGUCUUUGCCUUUGCCAUGCUGAGUGAUCGGUCCAAUAAGAGAGGAUCGACGGUACUGCUGGGACAUGUGUGCUACCUGACGAUACUCGUGGUGGCUCGGACCGUGCAUCCACACGUCGGGAAGUGGUCGAGAUGGGGGCUGUGGACGGCUAUCAACGCUUUUGCUGUGUGCUACCAUCCGGCGCAUAAUACCUGGCUGCAGGUCAACUGCCGUGAUCCCCGAGAGCGCAGCAUCGGCAUCGCCAUGUGGGUCAUGUCAGCCAUUAGUGGUUUGAUGGUGGGAUCUCAGUAUUUCAGGGGUAACGAUCUGCCUUUCUACGACAAAGGUCUUUUGACGAUGAUUAUUAUGGUCUCAAUCGGCAUGGCCUUUGCCUUGCUGCAGGAAGCUGUCUACUUGGUGCAUAACAGGCGCGUGGCGCAAGGCAAACACAGACCCAAGGACGGGUCUGAGCCUUACGUAUACGUCCUCUGAAGGAGUUUAUCGAGCAAUAUGUGGCGUUUGAAUCGCAAGAUGGGGAUUGUCAUGAUACGGUGGGAGAAGACGAGUACCAUAUUUUUAGAAGGCGUUUGGCGAGCUGUAUCUAGAGACAAGAAGCCGAAUAACGAUAGACUUACGGCUCAGCGUAUACCUGGUAGCCAUAUUAAGCCUGUGUCAUGAUGAUAUAAAGCAUUCUGCUUGACCAAAUUUCAAGCGAGAUGUGGGAGAAACCACAGCGGGCAUAGGCAGUCACUAGCAUGUCCAACGUAUUGUCCGUUGGGUUUAAAUGUGUUCCGGAAGAGAUGAAUGUAC
Molecule: messenger RNA, 1808 nt
Organism: Colletotrichum phormii
Lineage: Eukaryota; Fungi; Ascomycota; Sordariomycetes; Glomerellales; Glomerellaceae
Product: major facilitator superfamily transporter
Exons: 7
Coding region: 18-1490 (490 amino acids)
Biological process (GO): transmembrane transport
Cellular component (GO): membrane
Molecular function (GO): transmembrane transporter activity
Source: RefSeq, a predicted model, not a curated record